ACAUUUACCCGUUCACCAUGUCCGAGGCAUAUGAUGACGAGGCCACGGGCGCGCGCUUCGAGCGUCUGGCGCCCGAGUACCAGGCGGCGUUCGCUCGUUUCCUGCGUCGCUACUACCGCGCAGACCUCCAGCAGCUACACCGCCGCCUGCGCCAUGUCUCGAUGCCCUUCGCCGCCGUCAACGAGACCUCGGAUCAGAGUCUACUGGCCUACAGCCAACGCGUGUGUGCGCAGCGGCUGCUCGACUUCAAUGCGCAGCUUGGAACGCUAUUAUUCCGCCACCCGGAGCAGCUUUUGCCGCUUUUCCACUGCGCGUUGGCCAAAGAGGUGAGCUGUAACGCCGGCGAGCCACUGGAAGGCGGCGGAUUGCCGUCCAUCCCGCUCAAGGCGCGACGGAAGCUCAAGGUGCGCAUCGAGAACCUGCCGCCGGUGCCACCGCUACGCAAGCCCGCGAUCAGUGCGAUCCGGUCCAAUGACGUCAAGCAAUUGAUUCAAAUUGCCGGCACUGUAGUGCGCACGGGGAUGGUGCGUGGAUAGCUGAACACACGCGCUAAUGAGAGACUGUAGCUGAGUCUGUUGUGCAGAUCAAGAUGCAGGAGAUGGAGAGGGAGUAUCAAUGUUGCAACGCACGCUGUGGACACAGAUUUCUGGUUAAAUCGGACCCGGAACAGGGCAAUGUAUUAGAGAUCCCGAAAGUUUGUCCAUCCGACAGUACAGGAGACACCAGUAGUGGCGGUAAGAAGCCAUGCAAGUCGACGCAGUUUAUGCCUGUAGGAGGCGCAGACAGCAGCGUCGUGUCGGACCACCAGGUCAUCAAGAUCCAGGAACAGGCGUCCAAGUUGGGCGUUGGGUCGAUUCCACGCUCGAUUUUAGUGGUGCUAGAAGACGAUCUGGUGGACUCGGUGAAGGCUGGAGAUCAGGUCGUGGUCGUGGGGAUCUUGAUGCGUACGUGGAAGCCGUGCGUCCGAGGUGUGCGGUGCGACCUGGAGACCACGAUCAACGCCAAUAGUAUCCGGAUCAAGAACGCCUCGACGUCUCAAGUCAUGGUAACAGAAGAAUUACGAGCCGAAUUCGCGCAGUUCUGGACGAAACACAAGCGCGAUCCCGUGCGUGGCCGCAACGAGAUUGUUGCCAGUAUUUGUCCCAAAGUGUAUGGGCUGUUCAUCGUCAAGCUUGCAGUAGCGCUCACAGUUAUCGGUGGCGUGUCGUACGUGGAUGAGACGGGCAUGAAGACGCGAGGUGAGCCGCACAUGCUUCUGAUCGGUGAUCCGGGCACCGGGAAGUCGCAGUUCCUGCGGUUUACCGCGGAGUUGAGUCCACGUUCCGUGCUGACAACAGGGAUUGGAACCACCAGCGCUGGUCUGACCUGCACGGCCGUCAAAGACGGUGGCGAGUGGAUGCUGGAGGCUGGAGCUUUAGUUCUGGCGGAUCGUGGCGUGUGCUGCAUCGACGAGUUCAGCAGUAUCCGUAGCAAUGAUCGCACGUCCAUCCACGAGGCGAUGGAGCAACAAACGCUAAGCGUGGCGAAGGCCGGACUGGUGUGCAAGUUGAACGCGCGUACUACCAUCUUCGCCGUGACGAACCCGAAAGGCCGGUACGAUCCAACCACCGACGUGUCAGUGAACACGAGCAUCGCCAGCCCGCUGCUCAGUCGCUUCGACCUCAUCCUGGUGCUGCUGGACCGUAUGAACCCACGCUGGGACCAGGUCGUGUCCUCGUUCAUCCUCAAACAGGCCGUUGGAACGAGUACCAGUAUGAAAGAAGAGGCCGAACGCGAUGAAGCUGAGGCGUCAUUUGAUAAGCGAGAACCUCGAGCAGUAAAGGAAGACUCGACGCUGUGGAGUAUCCAGAAGUUACAGGCGUAUAUCUGCCAUGUCAAAGACAAGUACCAACCGCAGUUAAGUCGUGGAGCGAUGCUCAUUCUGCAGCGGUAUUACCAGAGACAGCGAGCGUCGGACAGUCGAAGUGCCGCGCGGACAACGAUCCGACUACUGGAGAGUCUCACGCGACUCGCACAAGCCCAUGCACGACUCAUGUGUCAUGCCGAAGUCGCGGUCAUGGACGCGGUAGUUGCUGUUUUCGUCAUGGAAGUGAGCAAGUCGACGGACAACUGCUCCGAUAUGUUACAAGGCGGCGUCGAGUCUGUGUUGCAUUCCAACUUCUCCGAUAAUCCAGAGGAGGAGUACGCACUGCAAGAGAAACUCGUUCUCGACUAUCUGUUGCUACAAGAACUGAGCACAACAAACAGUCAACCAGUGAGCAUUUCACAGCGAAGACCCGACCCUGUCAACAGUUUCCCGCUAGCAGCUGAAGAGUACGAAGAAGCUGACGUUCACGGCGAGUUUGCUGGAGAUCUGUACGUUCCUGGAACAGAAGAGCAGCAGGUUCCGAGAAGAAAACGACCAACAAGUCCGUCAGAAGGGAGUGGCAAGAAGCGGCGUCAGGAUCCUCCGUCGCAGCCGUUUAUACCGUCGUCGAUUCCUCGGCACGAAGUUGAGGACGAAGAUCUGGAUAUCAUGGACGAUUAUCGUCGAGGUGUACAGCAAAGUCAGCACGCAGAGGAACAACCUCGCGCUCCUGCACGCCCGCGCUUUGACUUUGGUCGCUGGAGUCAGCAGGCUGAAGCGAGUCAAUCUAUCAUCAGCAAGUGGAAGAGGUAACAGUGGUUUAAUUACACGUGCAUAAGCGAGUACAGUAAGUGCACGUUUUUCCGACUCUCGAAGUCCUGGAUGGCGUCGAUGAUGCCGUCGUCCAGACUGUUGAGGACGUCGAUCUAGCAGCAUGGACGUUAGUAUCAACUUUUGUCAUAACAGAUCUGAGCAUCAACCUACCGCCUGGCAUAGCUC
Messenger RNA from Phytophthora nicotianae INRA-310, 2845 nucleotides. RefSeq lists its product as hypothetical. Lineage: Eukaryota; Oomycota; Peronosporomycetes; Peronosporales; Peronosporaceae. The coding region runs from base 590 to 2659 and encodes 689 amino acids. The transcript is spliced from 2 exons. The record is from RefSeq and is a predicted model, not a curated record. Gene Ontology annotation, biological process: double-strand break repair via homologous recombination; DNA replication. Gene Ontology annotation, molecular function: ATP binding; ATP hydrolysis activity; single-stranded DNA binding. Gene Ontology annotation, cellular component: nucleus; MCM complex.